Penicillium brasilianum is the source of this 3669-nucleotide messenger RNA. Lineage: Eukaryota; Fungi; Ascomycota; Eurotiomycetes; Eurotiales; Aspergillaceae. The record is from the annotation of a GenBank genome assembly.
CUCACGUCUUCCCUCCCCCCCUUGCCCCAAAUCCCUUCAUCUUUUCCCACCCCCUUGAGACCCGUCACCGUGGGUCAACCGUCAUUGUCCGGCUAUCUGGCUUGGUGGAUUUCUGGGACUUUUAUUAUCUCUACUUUAUCUGAUUCGGGUGGUGGUGUUGGCGCAUAUUAAUGAUCACUUAUCAACGACUUACUCCGGCCCACCUUCUGAGGAGUGCAUAACGCGCCAGCCUCACGUGGCCUUUGUGGUCCUGAUUACUCAGGCGACACCGCCCAGCGAUAAAGAAUCAGGCACCAACAGGCACACAAGCCCAGGCACCAACCCGGCAUAACUCAGGCAUCCCAUACUAUCACCUCAACUUGCUCACCGCCUCGCCCCUCUCGCACUCCCAGGGCAUCCCGACGCCCGAAGCUCCAUCGUUCGACCACAUCUAACCCAACCAUUCCCGCAGAUCGACCUCAGAGGCCCGACUCCCCCAUCUGCAUGCAAGCCUAGCAUCCCGCCCACUUGCGCCACCGAAUAGUGUCGCAACUUGUUCGCGACUCGAUCCCAACCCAUCCCCCGGGCGCGUUCCCUUGACGCGCCAUUUCGCGGCCUUCGCCGUUGGAUCGUUCAACUAUGUAUGGCACGCCUCAAUCUCACGCGACAAUGAACGGACUGGGCGAGGUAGUCGAUGGCUCGGGGACCAUCGAUCCGGCAAACCUGAGCAACUCCGUCUCUACCAUGCCGGCACCAUCCACUGCUGAGCCAAGUCCCCGUGGUGUCAAGCGUAGUCGCACGCCAGAUCACAGUGGGAAUGGACUUGGGGAGGGAGAUCAAGAUGAUGAGGACCAAGGUCGUCGCAAACGCGGUCGUCCUCCCAAAACGCCUCGGGCCAGCUCCAACGACCAUCAGUCCGCUGGUACCCCUGUUCAAACGCCUCAGAUGCAAAGCCGGCCUCUACCUCACCAGGGUGCCGGGUCCCCACUGCUUGCAUCACCGCCGGACAAACCCACUCCGACAAAGACGCUCGUCAAAGCGCUUCCCACUGUCAGGGACCAUACAUCCGAUCAAUUAAACGAUGAGGGUGAUGAAUACAUUCCCAAGGAGUUUGACGAUGCAGGGGAAACAAAGGUCGAUUCCAUGGGCUAUCCUCUGGGUGGUCGCGAAUAUAAAUGUCGCACUUUCCGUGUCCCCAACCGAGGCACCAAGCUCUUCAUGCUGGCAACAGAGUGUGCGAGGGUGUUGAACUAUCGGGAUUCGUAUCUACUUUUCAACAAGAAUCGCUCUUUGCACAAGAUUAUUGCGUCUCAAAUCGAAAAAGACGACCUCAUUCAGCAAGACAUUCUCCCGUACUCCUACCGCUCUCGACAAAUCGCCAUCGUCUCCGCCAGGUCUAUGUUCCGCCAGUUCGGCAGCCGUGUUAUCGUGAACGGCAGACGAGUUCGUGACGAUUAUUGGGAGAGUAAGGCUAGGAAACAGGGCUUUACCGAAGAAGACAUGGCUGGCGAAAAACGUCCAGGAACUGCCAAGACUCGCGAUCCCCCGGUAGACACUCAGACUUCUACACUGUUGCCACUUCCCCACAACAAUGUCAUAUUUAGCAGUACGGUUGAGCCUCUGCCGCCUGGCUUGUCUCUGGAUGUUACGGACUCUACCUCGUUGGCUCAGCUUCCGAUGAUUCAUAUGGCGACAACCGACGAUCCUCGGCUGCGAGACUACAAUUCUAUGCCGCGCUCACGCCAGGAGUUGACUGGCCAGCCCUACCAGGACAAUACACGGACAAGUACCGGAGCUGAAAUCAUUCAUCAGGCUCAGACGGCUGCCGAUUUCAACAAGGCUUUGAAUGCUCAGAGAAGCUUCCGCCUAAAGGGAUUGGAUGAAUUCUAUUCGAAGCCUCGCGAAGCACCGGAAAUUGAGGGCCAGGCCAUCACCGCUCUUGACUCCGGCUUGUCUGUUUCGCAACCUAUUCAACCUGCCCAAAUACCACCGGCGGGGAUGGCAACCUCUGCCCAUGCUCAACAUAUGAUUCCUCCUCAAGCUAUGGUGCCUGGACAACAAGCUUUUCCCCAGCAGCCACAUCAACAAUCAAUCGGCCAAUCUCCCGUCAGAGGGAUUCCUCCAGGCAUGCAACCCAACCUUAUGCACCAGCGAUCUAAUCCAUCCAUGUCAGCCGGAGUGCCCCAGGCUUCUUACGCGUACCCUUCCCAGCAGCCACAGCAGAUGUGGGGUCAACCGCCACCACAACCUCAACCAUCUCCAUUGUCGGCUGCGGGACCGCAAGGGGUGGGUAUGCCUCAGUACGGUCAGCAGAUGCCAGCAAAUACGCAGCAGGCUCCAUCGCCGCUGCACCAUGGCCAGCAACCCCAGCAGUCUCCUCGUCAACACCGCCCGUCGGUGCCACAGAUUCCCCAGCAAUUCCAACAGAUGCAGCAGCAUCCCCAGAUGCAACAGCAAAUGCAACAGCAAAUGCAGUAUGCUGCCGCUGCCGGUGCACCUGCCGGUUACCCUGGCAUGGCGCGGGCAAUGUACCCUUCUGCACAGGGCCCUGGCCCUCAGGCUUUCAUGGCAGCCAACCCCCAGCAGGCAGGUAUGACAAUGGGCAUGGGUACGGGUAUGCCAGGUUGGCCUGCGGGAGCAGGUGCCCCGAUGCAACCUGGUCAGCCUCAGCCGGGUCAGUCUGGCAGCCCAUUAGGAGGAUGGUCAGGCUACUAGAUUGCGGUUUGGCGUUGUCUAGAAUGGCGUUUAUGGGACACAAUUUUCAGCAUCAGAGACGCUCAUCUUUCCUGUUAUUUUUAUCGCUUUCUUGAGGUCCUUGAACGAUUCCCGCUCUUCGUUUCCUUCCUCGGUCUCCUGUUAUGGUGAUCAACCUGUUGUGACCUCUCCCCCCUUGCAUCUCGUGUCUGUUUGUGUGACUACCCCUCAUCGAGGGGCUUUCGAUAAUGUUAGUCUGGGCCAGCCUCCCUAUACCCUUUGUUGUACUUGGUUCGGCUCGGGUCUUGAUUGAUGUCUUUGCACCGUUGUUUCGUUUUUCUUUUUUCUCGAAUCUCCUAUUCUAUUCAUUCCACUGGUUCGGCGAAAUUCUCUGUCGGCGUUUCUUAUUUGCUUGACCUUUCUGGCGUUGAUGCAGCAGCCGCUUUGUUAUUACAAAUCUAUGAGUAUGUAUGUUUUCCUCUUUCUCCAUUCUUCUUCCCCAUGCAUGGUCGAUAGAGAAGGUUUCACUGUCGGAAUAUUCGGCGGACUUUGAUGGGAUUGAGGUUUUUCUGCUAUCUGUGUCUAUUCUUCUCAACGCUGAAUCUCUCGACAAUGCACGUUUUCAAGGGGCGUGACUGGACAGCUGCCCCUAUGUGAUUUCGUAUGUUUUGCUUCUUUUGUCUGUAUUACCGUUUGUUCUUUUUUUCUACUGGAGGGCGCCCCUCUUCGGAUUCCCCCUUUCUUACUUUGCUGUCUAUUCCAUCCAAUUGAGCAAAGCGAAUGACAUGAUUGGUCCUUUCUAUCCCCUAUCUACUAUUCUGCUGUCAAUAUCUCGAUCAUGUGUUUUUCUCCCGUCAAGCUUUAUACUAUAUUCCUGUUGGAUUUGUUUCAUAUUCCCCCCCUCUUGCUAUAAGUGGCUUCAAAUUGAAAGUGACUGGAGACUUCUGGUUUCUGGCGCGUUUUACACUGACGAGAUACAACCUUAUUUAUUUGAUG